This is a messenger RNA of Hippoglossus stenolepis (Pacific halibut), 2265 nucleotides long. It is a transcript of the gene mapk12a, whose product is annotated as mitogen-activated protein kinase 12a. The transcript has 12 exons. Gene Ontology annotation, molecular function: ATP binding; MAP kinase activity. The coding region runs from base 324 to 1409 and encodes 361 amino acids. The record is from RefSeq and is a predicted model, not a curated record. Gene Ontology annotation, cellular component: cytoplasm; nucleus. Lineage: Eukaryota; Metazoa; Chordata; Actinopteri; Pleuronectiformes; Pleuronectidae. Gene Ontology annotation, biological process: intracellular signal transduction; protein phosphorylation.
ACACCUGCCGACGCGUUUCAGUCACACUAUCAACCUGGAGUCUCAUGUUACUCACAUUCCAGUCUGCGUUUCACCUUUAAUUGUGAGUCUCCAGCGGGAGUGGCUCUGGGUGACCUCAGGGUGCGGUGCGCCCUGAGCCGCUGCGCACUGCUGUGUGUGUGUGUGUCUGUGUGUGUCUGGUUGAGGGUGAGCGCAUAGGUGGGAUCUGGGACAAUGGGCGUGUAGUGACGACGCACAAAAACAAAAACAGCCAAAGAAGAAGAAGAAGAAUCAAACCGGACGUAUUACAUUUAUUUUAAAGGUUUUUUAAAACUUAAAUAAACAUGUCCAAGCGCGUCAGACCCGGUUACUACCGACAAGAAGUCAACAAAACCUCGUGGGAAGUGCCGGAUCGAUACCGGGACCUGAGGCAGGUGGGGACCGGGGCUUACGGGACGGUUUGCUCGGCGGUGGACUCCAGGACAGGAGGCAAAGUGGCGAUCAAGAAGCUGUACCGACCUUUCCAGUCCGAGCUCUUCGCCAAACGGGCCUACAGGGAGCUGAGGCUCCUCAAACACAUGAAGCACGAGAACGUGAUUGGCCUCUUAGAUGUGUUUACUGCUGACCUCUCCCUGGACAGAUUCCACGAUUUCUACCUGGUGAUGCCGUACAUGGGGACGGAUCUGGGGAAGCUGAUGAAGCUGCAGCGGCUGUCGGAGGAGAAAAUUCAGUAUUUGGUUUAUCAGAUGCUCAAAGGGCUGAAGUAUAUCCAUUCGGCCGGUAUAAUUCACAGGGACCUCAAACCAGGAAAUCUCGCCAUCAACCAAGACUGUGAGCUCAAGAUUUUGGACUUUGGUUUGGCGCGGCAGGCAGACAGCGAGAUGACGGGCUACGUGGUGACUCGCUGGUACAGAGCCCCGGAGGUCAUCCUGAGCUGGAUGCACUACACUCAGACUGUGGACAUUUGGUCUGUGGGCUGCAUCAUGGCCGAAAUGCUGCAGGGAAAACCUCUCUUUAAAGGCAGCGACCACCUCGAUCAGCUGACUGAGAUCAUGAAGAUCACAGGAACACCAACUCAGGAAUUUAUGUCAAAACUAGAAUCCCAGGAUGCUAAAAGCUACAUCAAAAGUCUUCCCAAAGUGGAAAAGAAAGACCUCCAGAAGGUGAUUUCCACAACUAAUCCACAAGCCGUGUCUGUGCUGGAGCGCAUGUUGCUGCUGGAUCCCCAGAGCAGGGCGACCGCCACCGAGGCCCUCACGCUCCCCUACUUCACCGAGUUCAGAGAAACGGAGGAGGAGACGGAGGCGCAGCCGUACGACCACUCGUUAGACAACGCAGACCUGACGCUGGACCAGUGGAAACGUCACACCUUCACAGAGAUCUUGUCGUUCAAACCCAUUGUGCCAGAAUCCAAGGAAACCUCACUGUGAGACACACAGAGUCGGCUGAGCAGCCGGGGACCAAACCUAACGAACACGUCUUCUUCAUCUCCAGCGACAAAACCUCUCUGAUCACAAGAAUUAAUGAAUGAUCACAGACUCUGUUCUCCCUCAAGUGCAACCUGCUGUGUUUUUGAUUACCUCGCUGUUUGUCGCCGUCAUCGUAAAUCCCAGAUUUCUUUCUUUCUAGCUUGACUUUGUUGCAGCAGCUCUACUUCCUGAGUCGUAUCAGCACUUCCUACUGUGCUGAGGAUCCUAACUCACACUUAUCCCUGAUAUAAGUCGGAUAAUAUCCAAGUUCAAUUUCAGUUUUCAGUCAGGCUGGUAUGUAAAAUAUUGGAGCAUUUCAUCAAAUACCUUGCUCCUUACCUGUGAAUCGAGAAAUAACAGGAGACACAGUUUUUAGAAAAGUGAAAUUCUUGAAAAAGCCUGGUGUCAGUCGUUUAAUUUCCAAGACUUAUUUGUAUCUGUGGUUAAGGUAAUAGAUAGAAAAAUGCUUCUUUAAUCUGUGAGGUAAUUCCCCGAUCAGUGACUACAUGCCCUUAAAUUCCUUUAAUUGUUGUGUUUGUGUGCACGUGUCGUCUUUGUAUGUCUGUUGUGACCUCGUCUCUCCUCGCCGGGGCCUUAAUGAUAAAGAUUGGCAGCUCUUAUGAAAUCCAUCCCAGCAGGUUAAAGGCACAAACAUUGUCUUUUUCAAUUUUAAACCAAAAACAGAUGAGAGAAAUGUCACAAUGUUGUUUUUUUAUGAAACUGAAAUUUGCACAAAACACAUUUUCUAUGUUGAUCCGUGAGUGAAUGUUUCUAACACCACCACUGUAUUUUUUUAAUAUUAAAGAUUCUCUUUGAA